Molecule: messenger RNA, 2248 nt
Organism: Camelina sativa (false flax)
Lineage: Eukaryota; Viridiplantae; Streptophyta; Magnoliopsida; Brassicales; Brassicaceae
Source: RefSeq, a predicted model, not a curated record
GCGGGACGUCAUUUCUGUUAUGGAUAUCCUUCUUUCGAAGGUCUUCAAUAUGCAAUGACACAUGGGAUCCCAAGUCGGGAUGAAUAUAAGGGUUUUUGCUGUGGAAGUAACAACCGUCCUAAAGGAGUUCUCGGGGAUAAUGUGAGACUUAGGCAUGUCUUGAAUGAUGUGAAGAAAAUUCGUGAUGUGAACACUGCAUCGGAUUACUUGAAAAUCCAGCCAAUACUAGGAUCCUUGGCUGUCUUCCAUCCUGAGUACUAUGAAGUCGGAGACGGCAAGUAUCGUGGACCUACAUCAGAAAAGUCUAGGUUCAGAGCAUGGCAUGCGAUUUCCAUACGCGCAAUUAAAGUGAUAGAUGGGGAGACAAUCGCCUUUGUGAAGGACAGGUCCUUCGUCGCGGAGUUGACGGUUAUUUCCAAGUUUCCAUGGAUGUGAUGGUCUUGCAAUUGAAGACUUCAAAGAGAAAUAAGAAAUGGGAAAUUCCAAUGCCAUCUAGAUUGUUUAGGAGCUUCACAUAUGGAGAAGUUCGAAAAGAAUAUGAGAAAGAAGUUAUCGAAUACUAUGUUGAUGGUGAAAAGAAUUAUGACCAAGUCACUGGAUCGGAAAAGUCAACAUUCUUGAUUCUUGAAGGGAUUUUCAACAACACAUCUGGGAAUGUGUUUGACAAUGAGGAUGGUGAAAACGAGAUCAUUGGUAACCCAGUAGACAGAGCCAUAUUUAAAUGGGCGAUACAGUUGCAAUUAAGGACGAAUUCGUCUUAUAGCAAGUCUGGUUCCUCAACUAUUAAAGGCUCCCCACGUAAUUCACAACGCAAAGGCCGAUUCAUUGUUGGUCGAGGCAUUGUCGUCCAUUUUCAAAAGAAAAGUAAUUAUAGGGGCGUUCGAGUUCAUUGGAAAGGCAAUGCCAAUUUCCUUCUCGAUAAAUGCACCAAAUAUUAUUCUAAAGGUCUAAUGUUAGAGAUGACUGAAGCAAAGGUAACAGAACUCAAAGAUGCUAUCAAGGAUAUGACUGCAAAGAACUUGAUAUGCAGAGCUCUUGCGUUUAAAAAGAUUAAUAAAAAGAAACAUAUGCCACGUAAAAAGAUUGAAAGAAAGAAGUGGGUUUUUCCAUGUGAAGACCUUGUUCUGUUGGCUAUUUUUGGCAUUAAGGAUCCAUGUCUAUCAGAUGAAUAUGAUGUAGUACAGGCACCGAUAGAAUUUGAGGAUGAUGAAGAGGAUGAUGAAGAAUUUGAGGAUGAUGAAGAAUUUGAGGAUGAUGAAGAGGAUGAUGAAGAGGAUGAUGAAGACGAUGCCAAUAAAUCUCAAUUGGCUGAUAUGGUUGAUAGUGGAAUAUGUCCACCAAUUCCAGAUGGCUUGAAGAAGUUUGCUGUUCGGACAAUUGGUGCAGUGGAUAAUUCUGAAGAAAAACUCAACUAUGAGCAGGGGUUCGUGAGAGACUUUGUGCCAAGUGCUUUAGCUUCACUUGAAUGCCAGGAGAUACGAAGUUUGUGCCAAGGAUUUAAUAUCCUUCCUACUCUCUUAUAUGAUGGUUGCUGUUUGAAUGAUCCUGGGACGGGAGUUUAUGGGUUCCCAAUAGAGAUUCAAGCUCUUUUCUCUAUGGCCUUAAGGAGUGCCGUGCUACUGCUUGAAGAAGAUGGAGAAGGUACAGAAAUGGAAGAGAUUAUUAAGCAACGUAAUGAAGUUUUUGGAUAUACGACAGAGGAAUACUCUCACAGUGCUGUCAACAAGUUCAGCGUAACCCCAGAUCUCACAGAAUCUCGAGGGAAAGCGUUGGUUGGAGAAAGGCCACUGAAAGUUUGCUACCCUACAAACAGCCUAUGGAGCUACCACAAUGGAGGAUCCUCCUGGCCAGUGCUUACAUGGCGGCUACUGACGGCUACUUGUAUCAAAACUGGUCGAACUCAAAUUGAAGCAGCAGAAGCUAGGCUUCAUAAGGAUCAUUCGCCUGAAAACAACAAUGGAGAGCUAGGGGGACACGAACAGGCACGUAAAUGCCAGAAUUGGUCAAUCACUGGACACUCAGUGCAAAGAUCUGCUCAGGAGGCUACUGGUUAUGUUGAAGAAGAAGGACUUGUGGCAAACAGCAAGUGCGGUUUAUCUAGUUCUGCUAUAAGCGGGGAAGUAUGCAAACAUGUUUGAGAUUGAUUUUAAUUAUCUUUUGUGGAAUAUUUCGUUUUAAUAAGAUAGCACCGAAGAAAACAUUCAUCUCGAUUUUUCUAGAUAUGAAAAUUUCAGGUAAAGUUUGUUUA